Molecule: messenger RNA, 1008 nt
Organism: Closterium sp. NIES-65
Lineage: Eukaryota; Viridiplantae; Streptophyta; Zygnematophyceae; Desmidiales; Closteriaceae
Source: the annotation of a GenBank genome assembly
AGAUGUUUCAAGCAACCAACUGUCUGGCAGCAUUCCUGCUACCAUCAGCACACUCACCCAAGUUUCUCGCCUGUCCCUCGAGAGUAAUCAGCUCACGGGUUCAAUUCCUGUGGAGAUUGGCUCUCUACUAUCUCUGGCAUCCCUCUCUCUCAACUCCAACUUGCUCUCAGGAUCUUUGCCCUCUGCAAUCACAAAGCUCACUGCUCUUACAUUCCUCUCCCUCGCUAACAACCGGCUCACCAGCUCCAUCCCCGCUGGCAUUGGCUUGCUGACAAAGCUGGUAGCCAUGUCGCUGGUCUCCAACCAGCUCAACGGCUCCAUUCCGGCAGACAUUGGCGCCCUCACCAAGUUGACAAUUAUAGCCGUUUCAAGCAACCAGUUGUCUGGCAGCAUUCCUGCUGCCAUCAGCACACUCGCCCAACUUCUUUGCCUAGAUGUUUCAAGCAACCAACUGUCUGGCAGCAUUCCUGCUACCAUCAGCACACUCACCCAAGUUUCUCUCCUGUCCCUCGGGAGUAAUCAGCUCACGGGUUCAAUUCCUGUGGAGAUUGGCUCUCUACUAUCUCUGGCAUCCCUCUCUCUCAACUCCAACUUGCUCUCAGGAUCUUUGCCCUCUGCAAUCACAAAGCUCACUGCUCUUACUUUCCUUUCCCUCGCCAACAACCGGCUCACCAGCUCCAUCCCCGCUGGCAUUGGCUUGCUGACAAAGCUGGUAGCCAUGUCCCUCGAGAGUAAUCAGCUCACGGGUUCAAUUCCUGUGGAGAUUGGCUCUCUACUAUCUCUGACAUCCCUGUCACUUGCCUCCAACCAGCUCAAUGGCUCCAUCCCGGAUAACACUGGCGUCCUCACCAAGUUGAGAAGCAUAGAUGUUUCAAGCAACCAACUGUCUGGCAGCAUUCCUGCUACCAUCAGCACACUCACCCAAGUUUCUCUCCUGUCCCUCGGGAGUAAUCAGCUCACGGGUUCAAUUCCUGUGGAGAUUGGCUCUCUACUAUCUCUGGCAUCCCU